AUGGGCUCAAUAGCACAACUCUCUACCCUUGCAACGAAGAGUGAUUGCUCUCAGGUCUACGGCUCUCGCUAUGCCGCCAGACCUUUGCCAUCCCAACGACUUCCAGAUGGAGAGAUGCCAAAAGACGUAGCUUACCAGCUCAUCAAAGACGAUCUUGUACUUGAUGGCCAACCCAUGUUGAAUCUUGCCAGUUUUGUGACAACCUACAUGGAGGAUGAAGCCUUGAGACUCCUCGCAGAAUCCGCCAACAAGAACAUCAUUGACCACGAAGAAUACCCCAAAUCCGUUGAAAUCGAACACCGAUGCCUGAACAUUCUAGCCGACCUUUUCCAUUCUCCCAUCUCAAACGGAGCACCAACAGCCGUUGGCACAGCAUGCAUUGGAUCAUCCGAAGCUAUCAUGCUAGCAGUCCUAGCAAUGAAAAAGAAAUGGCAGAACAACCGCAGAGCCCAGGGAAAGGAGUUCUCCAAGCCAAACAUCAUCAUGAGCACCGGGGUGCAACUGUGCUGGAAAAAGGCCAGCAAAUACUUCGAUCUCGACGAGAAACUGGUACCAUGUACCGAGACACGCUAUGUGAUUGAUCCCACUCAGGCGGUUGACCUGGUUGAUGAAAAUACUGUUGGCAUCUGUGUUAUUCUGGGCACCACGUAUACCGGACAGUAUGAAGAUGUUCAAGCCAUCAACAACCUUCUCGUUCAACGAGGAUUAGAAACACCUAUCCAUGUAGACGCUGCCAGCGGUGGAUUCGUGGCUCCGUUCGUCAAUCCCGAGUUGCAAUGGGACUUCCAGCUCUCAAACGUUGUCUCCAUCAAUGUCUCCGGACACAAAUACGGAUUGGUAUACCCAGGCAUUGGCUGGGCCCUCUGGCGCUCCCCUGCCUAUCUUCCAGAAGAUCUCAUCUUCAACAUCAACUACCUAGGUGCGGACCAGCUGAACUUCACCCUGAAUUUCUCCAAACCAGCUUCACACAUCAUAGCCCAAUACUACCAACUCAUCCGACUCGGUCGGAGCGGAUACACAGCAAUCAUGGCCAAUCUCACCAAGACAGCAGACCACCUAACGACCCGGCUAAAAGAUCUCGGCUUCAUCAUCAUGAGUGAAGGAGGUGGCCAUGGACUCCCAGUGGUAGCAUUCAGACUGAAUCCCGCGCAAAACGUCUUUUUCGAUGAGUGGGCGCUUUCUCGGAAAUUGCGCGAGAAGGGCUGGAUUGUACCUGCUUACACUAUGGCGGCAGACUGUGAGUCUAUGGGCAUGUUGCGUGUUGUUGUCAGGGAAGAUUUCAGUUUGAGUAGGUGUGAGGAUCUGGUUGCGGAUAUACAGACUGCGUUGAGGGCCCUGGCGGAGUUGGAGAUGAAGAAUAUCCAGCGGUAUCAAGCGCUACUUCAGAGUCAUGCCAUGAUUCCGAAGACUAUGUGUGAGGAUAAACCUUGUAUGCAGUUUGUCGCGAGGGAGUUGAAUAAGGAGAUGACAAAAGCCUGA
Messenger RNA from Penicillium canescens, 1479 nucleotides. RefSeq lists its product as uncharacterized. Gene Ontology annotation, cellular component: cytosol. The record is from RefSeq and is a predicted model, not a curated record. Gene Ontology annotation, biological process: L-glutamate catabolic process. NCBI's taxonomy places the organism in Eukaryota, Fungi, Ascomycota, Eurotiomycetes, Eurotiales, Aspergillaceae. The coding region runs from base 1 to 1479 and encodes 492 amino acids. Gene Ontology annotation, molecular function: pyridoxal phosphate binding; glutamate decarboxylase activity. The transcript has 4 exons.